Messenger RNA from Megalobrama amblycephala (Wuchang bream), 3142 nucleotides. RefSeq names its product B-cell receptor CD22-like. Lineage: Eukaryota; Metazoa; Chordata; Actinopteri; Cypriniformes; Xenocyprididae. The transcript is spliced from 16 exons. The record is from RefSeq and is a predicted model, not a curated record. The coding region runs from base 395 to 3103 and encodes 902 amino acids.
ACAAACCAGCCACUUGCUACACAUCCAUCCAUCCAUCCAUUCACUUAAUAUCUAUAAAUAAGAACUACUCUUUAAAGAAAGAAAAACACUUUUCAGGAAACUGAAAAACACCAUAUGAUAUUGAUGACAGGAAGUUUACCUUCAUACUGAUAUGGAAAUUUUUUUUUUAAUCAAUUAUCUUGCUAGAGCUUUUAUUAUUAUUAUUAUUCAUUCUUUGCAAGUAGUUUAAUUUGGGUUGUUCCUUUCUCGGCAUGGGCAAGGUCUCUAAAAUAGACUUUAAAAAGAGGAAGGAAAAAAUUGCAAAAACAGCAGAAUAAAGUUCUCAGCUCGCAUUUGCGGUUCACUCUCCUGGAGUCUGUUUGCUGUCUGAAACUACAACACGUUUCCUGCAGUGAUGUCACAGAGACCGGCUCCUUCUCUUCUUCUGCUGUUUCUGCUCAUGAUUCCAGGAGUUUGUAGCCAGUGGGGUUAUUGGGGUGUGAGUUACAGUCCUUCACACAUCUGUGCACUAAAGGACUCAUCAGUGAUAAUGAACUGCACUUAUACAUACCCUACUGGACAUCAGAUCAAGAAAGUCUUCUGGACCAAAACACUGGUAAAAUAUAAUGGAGAGUUUCCAGAUCUGUCUAAUGACACAGAAUACAGUCAGAGGCUUGAGUAUCUGGGAGAUAAACAGCAGAACUGCACCAUCAGACUGAGUCAUGUGACACUGAAGGAUUCACACAUGUACUAUUUCAGAUUCAUCACUGAUAAACCUGAUGGAAAAUGGAUUGGUAAACCAGGAGUGACUCUUGCUGUCACAGAUCUUCAGGUGGAGUCUCCUGAGAGAGUGACAGAGGGAGAUUCAGUCCGUCUGACAUGUAAAAGCAGCUGCACUCUGACUGACAGAGCAACAUUCAUCUGGUACAGAAACUCACAGCCAUUAACUGAGAGAAGAGACAGAAACAAUGAACUCCUGCUGCAGUCAGUCAGAAGAGAGGAUGCAGGCAGAUAUAGCUGUGCUGUACACGGACACAAUCACAUCUCUCCUGCUGUUCAGCUCAAUGUCAUGUGUGCCCAGAUAAACGGAGGUCUUACGGGUUUGGAACAACAUGAGGAUCCUCCAAAGAGUGUCUCAGUGUCCAUCAGUCCAUCUGGUGAAAUAGUGUCAGGAGAUUCAGUGACUCUGAUCUGCAGCAGUGAUUCAAACCCUCCUGCAGAAAUCAGCUGGUUUAAAGGAAGAAAGUUUGUAGGAUCUGGAAGAAUCUACAGCAUCUCAAAGAUCAGCUCUGAUGACAGUGGAGAAUACAAGUGCAGAUCCAUCAAUGAACAUGGAGAGAAAUACUCUGAUGCUGUGACUUUAAACGUCAUGUACCCUCCAAAGAGUGUCUCUGUGUCCAUCAGUCCAUCUGGUGAAAUAGUGUCAGGAGAUUCAGUGACUCUGAUCUGCAGCAGUGAUUCAAACCCUCCUGCAGAAAUCAGCUGGUUUAAAGGAGGAACGUUUGUAGGAUCUGGAAGAAUCUACAGCAUCUCAAAGAUCAGAUCUGAUGACAGUGGAGAAUACAAGUGCAAGUCCAAAAAUCAACAUGGAGAGAAAUACUCUGAUGCUGUGACUUUAAACGUCAUGUAUCCUCCAAAGAGUGUCUCAGUGUCCAUCAGUCCAUCUGGUGAAAUAGUGUCAGGAGAUUCAGUGACUCUGAUCUGCAGCAGUGAUUCAAACCCUCCUGCAAAAAUCAUCUGGUUUAAAGGAAGAAAGUUUGCAAGAUCUGGAAGAAUCUACAACAUCUCAAAGAUCAGUUCUGAUGACAGUGGAGAAUACAAGUGCAAGGCCAGAAAUGAACAUGGAGUGAAAUACUCUGAUGCUGUGACUUUAAACGUCAUGUAUCCUCCAAAGAGUGUCUCAGUGUCCAUCAGUCCAUCUGGUGAAAUAGUGUCAGGAGAUUCAGUGACUCUGAUCUGCAGCAGUGAUUCAAAUCCUCCUGCUCUAAACUUCAGCUGGUUUAAAGGAGGAACGUUUGUAGGAUCUGGAAGAAUCUUCAACAUCUCAAAGAUCAGUUCUGAUGACAGUGGAGAAUACAAGUGCAGAUCCAGAAAUGAACAUGGAGAGAAAUACUCUGAUGCUUUGACUUUAAACGUCAUGUAUCCUCCAAAGAGUGUCUCAGUGUCCAUCAGUCCAUCUGGUGAAAUAGUGUCAGGAGAUUCAUUGACUCUGAUCUGCAGCAGUGAUUCAAACCCUCCUGCUCUGAACUUCAGCUGGUUUAAAGGAGGAACGUUUGUAGGAUCUGGAAGAAUCUACAACAUCUCAAAGAUCAGAUCUGAUGACAGUGGAGAAUACAAGUGCAGAUCCAUCAAUGAACAUGGAGAGAAAUACUCUGAUGCUGUGACUUUAAACGUCAUGUAUGCACCAAAGAGUGUCUCAGUGUCCAUCAGUCCAUCUGGUGAAAUAGUGUCAGGAGAUUCGGUGACUCUGAUCUGCAGCAGUGAUUCAAACCCUCCUGCAGAAAUCAGCUGGUUUAAAGGAGGAACGUUUGUAGGAUCUGGAAGAAUCUACAGCAUCUCAAAGAUCAGCUCUGAUGACAAUGGAGAAUACAAGUGCAGAUCCAUCAAUGAACAUGGAGAGAAAUACUCUGAUGCUGUGACUUUAAACGUCAUGUACCCUCCCAGGAAUGUCUCAGUGUUGAUAACUGGAUCUGGUGAAAUAGUGUCAGGAGAUUCAGUGACUCUGAUCUGCAGCAGUGAUUCAAACCCUCCUGCUCUGAACUUCAGCUGGUUUAAGGAGAAUGAAAGCUCAGCUGUUGGAUCUGGACAGAGUUUCAAUGCACUACAGAGUGGACGCUUCUACUGUCAGGCUCACAAUCAACAUGGAUCUCAGAGAUCAGACGCUGUAACUGUGACUGUUAAAGGACAUCUGGUGAUAUUAUACAUAUCCAUUGGAGUGGUUUGUGGACCUGCAGUGAUCAUCAUGAUGCUGGUUUGGGUAAUCAGGAGGAUGAAAAAGAGAAAUGACACACAGGAGUCUCAGAUGGUUGAUUCCAGACCUCAUCAUGACAGACACAAAGCUUGUGAUGUUGAAUUGAGUGAACCUGUGUAUGAGAAUUCAACGGCUGAUCAACUUGAUGAUUGAAAACCCGAACUGAACUCGUAUGUGUAUGUAAAUCUUCCA